AACCUUUCAUUCAUUCAUUACCUUCUCACAGUCGACAAACAUGUCGAACUGCUCACUCGUAGCCCCGGGAUUGCCCUCCCUUGUUGGAGGGGCCAUACCAACGUUCGCCUAUGAUCAUGCUGAACAUGGCUUCUUGUCCGGCGACGACUUUGGCAUUGAGAUGGCGUAUAUGUCUGGUACCUCGACCUGCUUUCACUCAGAGAUGGCUACACUCACCCCCAUCCUGUCUAACCCCCGUCUGUACUACACUCGCACUUGCCAGUACGUAACUAUUGGAACUACCUACACAGCUCUGGAGUGUCCCAAAGGCCGGCUUUGGGAUUGGGUGAACAGGGGCGAGUACAUCAUCGACAACAAGCUUGCUUCCCCCUACAGUGGUCAAACUCCUCGCCCUUUCACGGCCACCUUUGGUAACAGUGCUGCGCCACCUGUUUCAAUCACGACUUCCUUGACCCUCACUCGGCCUUUCACGACUACAAAAUCCGGAAACUAUUACCCGUUCAGCCCCGUUACCAUUACUCGGACCACUGCUACCUCUACAAGCACAAGUCUCUCUACAGUCACUGUUCCUGUGACCGUUCCAGUCGUGAUUACAGAUUGUCCGUCGCUUUCCAAUCUCCCUCUUCCGACGAGCACCCCUGAGACUUCUAUUCCGCAGUCUAGCAGCUACCCAGUGAUUCCUCCUCUAGUUUCGACAAGCACUUCGAAGAGCACAAGCCCGUUUUCUCUUCCGCCUACCUCGACAAGCUCGCCUUCGCUGCCUACUAGUCUUUCGACUAUCCCGGUUUCUAUUCCCACUAUCUCGACUGUCACGAUUUCGCUACCUACCACUACCUCUACCAGCAUCUCCUCUGGCUAUUCUACGAGCUUUCUCUCAAUCCCGGUUCCGCUUCCUACUAGCACCCUCACAAUCCCUGUCAGCAUCCUCACGAGCAUCCUUUCAACGCCGUCCACAAUGUCUACUAGUAUCCCUCUCUCCCGCGACCACGCUUCCGAUCCCAUCAUCGAGCUCAUCCUCGACCCCGGUAUCGUCGAGCUCAAGCUCAAGCUCUGCUACGUCUACCUCGGCUCAGCCAUCAUCAAGCUCAUCAUCGGGCUCAUCAAGCACAUCAUCGAGCUCAAUAUCAAGCUCAUCCUCAAGCUCAUCCUCAAGCUCUGUUAUGUCUACCUCAGCUCAGCCAUCAUCGAGCUCAUCCUCGACCCCGACAUCCUCAAGCUCAAGCCCUGCUGCGUCUACCUCGGCUCAGCCAUCGCCGUGGCUUACCUACCUAAUGGUCCAUGCUAUCUGAAGUCCGGAAUCGGUGCACCGAAUACCAACAAUGGUGUUUGGGGUGCUAGGCUGGAGACACCCGCAUCCAUCUCCUCCUCCGUGUCCAUCACCUCGCCUGUGACUACUACCUCUUCAUCUGCGUCUACUACUCCGCCUGCGACUACUACUUCCUCUGUAUCUACCACCUCACCCGCGUCUACUACCUCACUCGCUUCCACCUCAUCUGCGUCUAGUACCUCACCCGCUUCCACCUCAUCAUCCGCGUCUAGUACCUCACCCGCUUCCACCUCAUCAUCCGCGUCUAGUACCUCUUCAUCUGCGUCCACUACCUCGCCCGCGUCCACUAGCUCCUCCGCGUCCACCUCCUCUUCCAAAUCAUCAAUGGCCACAACCACCACCAGUAUGACAUCUCAACCUACUGGACCCAUCACCUGCCCCGCUUAUAACGGAACAACGUAUACUGCGGGAUCGAAGGUGUUUUUGGUUCUGUGCGACGCGGACAUUAAUGGCGACACUUUCCCAGGUCCGAUUAGCCCAACUUACCCAGGAUCCUACGAAAAGUGCUUGCUUGACUGCCAAUCAACCCCCGGCUGUGUCGCUGUCAGCUACGUCAAGGGUGGGCCUUGUUAUUUAAAGGGUUCUGCAGCAGGCAGCAACCCCAACGCCAACAUCAUCGGCGGAAAGUUGAUUCAUGGUUCCCCAGCCGCCUCAACACCAGCCUCUGGUUUCUCGACCGUGACCGUGACCAGCUGCGCAACGACCGGUUCUUCCGCUAGUGGUUCUUCUGCUACCGGUUCUUCCACUACCUCUUCAGCCACCCCAACGACUACUUCACGCACAUGCCCUGAAGGCGAUGGCGCCAUAUACACUACUGAGUGCGGUGCAGAAUACGCCCUUGAGUGUGGCGUCGAUCGUUUUGGUAACGACCUUAAGAACGGCCUUGUCUUUGCAGAUACCUGGGAGCGUUGUGUACAAGCUUGCGACAUGACUUCUGGCUGCGUGAGUGUCUCUUGGGUUUCGGAGAGGCAUGGGGCUUGCUACAUGAAGAGUAGUGUCGGCAAGGUCCACAAUAAUUCAAACAUUGAGGGCGGUCGUAAGAUUAGUGAUUGCAACAGGCUCAAACUGCACGGAAAGCGAGUAGUGCACGAAAAGCGAGCACUUGCGCUUACAACCCCUGGUCGCUUCUUCAAUCCCGACUACACAUUCACUAGGGAGACUUUGACCUUCACAACAUACACCACUUUGCUUCCUGUUUUCACUACAACACCUUUGGCACAACCUGCUACUAUCACGAAGUUCGUCGUGGCAUCGACUGUCAUUACCAUCACAACCAGUGUUCCAUCCCAAGUCUUCAGUGGUGUGACACAUAUCACCAAGUGCCCGUUAUCGACUUCCACAGUCUAG
Messenger RNA from Pyrenophora tritici-repentis Pt-1C-BFP, 2674 nucleotides. The record is from RefSeq and is a predicted model, not a curated record. NCBI's taxonomy places the organism in Eukaryota, Fungi, Ascomycota, Dothideomycetes, Pleosporales, Pleosporaceae.